AAGCUUAGUUAGUCUUGCCUGCUUGACAGCGAUUGCAGUCUCAACGGAACAAUCGCUGAUACAUUUAAAAAGGCUGCAGCCCGAUACAAACCUGCGCUUCUAAAAUAAUUAAAACUAUUUUUUUUCCUGUUAAAACAUCCUGAGCCGAGGUAUCGUCGAUAGGCUUUUCUGCAAGCAACCACGGACAGUUAACGUUAGCUAACACGUUACUGAACACAACGCCGGCAUGUUUAAUCCACACCACCACCAACAGCACCAACAACAGCAACAGUUUCACCAUCAUCUGCGGCAGCUUCAGCAACUGUUCCAGCACCAGCCCCCUCCGCCGCCUCCUCCACCACAACCCCAACCCCCUCCAUCGCACCAUGUUCCACAUCACCAUCAAAGAGGACGGGCCAUGGCUGGACCAGGCCCUGCUCCUCCACCUCCCCGUAUGGUCAACCUGGCUGCCCAGGCCACCAUCAUUGCCCCCAACCCAAUGUUACAAGGGGCUCUAAUGAUGCAGCAGAUGCAAGGUAGCAUGCGUGGCUUUACAGCGAGCGGGCAGCAGUUCACCCAGUUCUUUGCUGCGGGGGCCCGGUCCUCUCUCCUGGGGCCUGUACCCAUGGGCAUGUCCAUGAAGAAUCCUCACAUGGGCUUCCCUGCCCGACACUACCAUCCCCACACCCGCUACUACAACAACAACAAUGACUAUGCUUCACGGUACCCGGAUAGAAAGAGGGAGCAGAGAGCCGGGGGGAGCACAGAUAACCAACCUGCAGCCAGCAGGACCCUGCCCAAUGACAAGACUCUCAAAGAUGGAGGAGUGGGAGGGCCAGGUGGACAGGCACGGCCCUCAGUGCAACCUGAGCCCAAGGAGCCAGCACUGAAGAAGCAGAGGACAGAGGGGUCAGAGGAGACUGUGGAGCAGCCUCCGGAGACAGAUGGGGUCCUAGGUGCAGCAGUGCAUCAAAGCCCACCAGAUGACAGCCAGCUUGAAGACUGUUUCAUUCUGGAGGAUGGGAGCACGGCUGGUCCAGAGGCACUUGAGGAAAGCAGAGCAGCCAAGGUCCAGAGUGGAGUGUCGGCCAUGCCAGCCUCUGAGCAGCUGAGUGGUGAGCGCCAGGCAUUUACACCAGGCCUAAAGGACAUGGCAGAGGGCAAGGCUGCCUCAGGGGUAUUGGAAGGAGGGCAGGAAGAGGGCAAGGAGGGGGGUGAUGCUGCAAACAAGUUCUAUUGCUACAUCUGCACUAUCACCUGUCACAACCAGCAGGACUUCCAGAGUCACAUGAACAGCCUGGUCCACCAGCAGAGGAUGAUGGAGAUCCAACACAUGUCCAGUGCCUGUCUGGUCACCUUGAUGCCCCGCGUCCAGGAGUCACUGCAGGGAGGCCGCAGGGACAGCUCCUUCAGGGACGGAGAGAAGAGACCCGGCCUGCAGCGUUGGUGUGCCACCUGCCAAUUCCACUACACCAGUACAGUCAUGGACCACCGCAGGACCAGUGAGCACAAGCUGACUAGCCGCACCUCCAACCCCUCCUGUACCGUCUGCAAGAGGCACUUCAGGAGCCCACUCCUGUUCCUGGAGCACAUGCAGUCCCAGGAGCACAAGCAGAGAGUCGGCGAGCUUCGGGAGGAGGGAGGGCCAGCGGCCUUAGCUGAACUGGUUGCCAUGGACGAGCAGGGCUGUUUUGUAGAUGACGGAGAUGAGGAGGGGGAGGAAGAGGACGAGGAUGAUGGUGACCAAAGCAGCUCCCAUGGAAAGGAGGGCUGGCCUACCCAGAUGGAGGUGGCUUUACUGGAGGACAUAGAUGAAGAUGAGGAAUAUGACCCUGACACGGUGUACGGUUCAAGCUUUGUGGUUCCCGUGGCUGGGUUCCUCUGUAGAAUCUGCCAGCACUUCUACCAUUUUGAGUCUUCAGCCCGCCACUCGCACUGCAAGUCACUCAAACACUUUGAGAACCUCAAGAAGUACAGGGCCUUGCGUAGCCAGAAGGAUGGGACAUUGGAACCUACUCCCGUGGACGGAGAUGCAGAGUGUGACAGUAACCACAGCCUGCCUUCAGAGGUCCUCGGCAGCCCUGCCUUACUGCCGCCCACCACCGCGCUGAGGCCCUCUCAGCCCUGCCCUCAACCCCAGGACAACACUCCCUCAGCCUCAUCUUUAUCCCAGCAGCACCUCGCCACUACCAGCACCCCUACCACCACCAGCACGAAGGGGACCCUGGGCCAAGCCACCCCAGAGCAGCAGAGCCUAGCUGGGCCUGAGGACAAGGAGGAAGAGCCAACCCUAGACCUAGGACCAGUCACAGAAGACACAGAGGAGGAGCCAGUCACGGGAGAGACGGAAGAGGAGGCAGCUGCCCAAGAGGAGAAGCUGGGCGACGGGAACGCAAAGGUGGGAUCCAAAAGAAGGUCUGGGAGGACAACACAGAGACGUUGAGAGAGUGGAAGAAAAAGAUGAUAUCCAGUACAAUUGCUACCCUAGGACAGGGUCGGUUAGUUUGGGACAGGAUCCUCCACCUCCUUUUCUGUAUAGCUCAAUGGACCAAGAAAAGAACACCCUGGCAACUCAAAACCAGGGCUCCUCCUGGCAUACCUAGGUGUUUCAUUUUUUUUUUUUUUAUAACACAACCACAACUAGAUACAGAUGUAUUUCUAACAGGCGUUCAGUUAAACCUGACUGAAGAGGAGAACCGUCGGGGAAACAACGUGUGGACGUUUUGUGUUUCUAUCAUAAAGUGUUAAGUCAAGUGAAAACACAGGUCAAGCUUAGUUCAACAACACGUUGUGUUCAAUCUAACUCCGUAACACAUUGUAGCCAAGUUUAGGAAGGAAGUGGUGUUGUUUUAGUCCAGGCAUUUCCCAUAAAGCUAACAAUGCUUUGUCAAGCUUUUAGUGAGACUUAGAAUGUAGCAUUUUAGCAGUUGACUUUUAUCUGGAUAACAAAAAAAAUGUGAGGGGGGUGGGAACUAAACAUUUAAAAAGUAAACUGUACUUUUGUUUGAAUGUCGAGUAACGAUGACCCUUGAUUUGAUCCUAGCUUUGUUGAAGUGUUACUGUCCUUGACAUUUUUUUUUUUUACACAAACUGAACUGAACUGUAAUGGAGAUUUCUUGGGAUGUGUUAGCAGGCGAAGGGAUAGGUUAGAGGGGGGAUUCAAAGGGGAUAAGUCCGAACUGCUUUGUCUAUUUUGCUCAGAUACACCGUGAGCUAUUGUUUUCCCAUCAUCACUGUACUACUAAAGUCAUUCUGACUUGUUUAGCUCUUUAACCCCGUGGUUGCUGAAACUCUGACUAAAUCCCACUGGUGUUGCGCCUAAGUUGCACAUGAACCUCCAAAAGGCUGAGCUAUUAGCUCAUAUGGCUUUGUCAAGACUGGGAGAAUUGUUUAGGUCAGUAGUGUUUCUGCAAUGUUAGGAAGCAGUACAUGCUUUUAGUGAGCCUUAGAAUGUAGCUUCUCUUAAUGAAAGUCUCAUAAUGUUGUGAAAGUGCUGGAGUAGACAAAUCCUAAGACCAUAAACAGUUCCUUUAGAGUUGGCUGAGAAAAUAUUAUCUUUGCCAUAGUUCGUUCUCCACUGAGAACCAGUUUUAUGCAAAGGUAAGUGAUCACUUAUAUUUUUCCUCAGUUGUGAGCAUUAGGUCUGCCUAUUGCCAGGUGAUAUGAUGGGUGGAUUUCCAAAGCCUGUCGCCCCAUUAAUAUUUACAAUUUCAAAUGUCCUGCAAUGUUUACACAUCACAACACAAACAUGACACUAAAAGAGUUGAGUAGUUUUGUGCUUGUUUUCCAACCUUUUAAAUUGCGUCUUUACUUCGUUCUUUUUUUCCCACACACAUCUUGUAAGCUCCAGCACACUUGACUAGUAGAGUUGUUUUCAUUGGAGUAGAAUUGUCCGUACAGGAAUUGCAUGGCAGUGUUGUCACCUUUCAACUGGGUAACCUAACAUCAAGGUUAUUAUCAACACCAAUGAAGUGGAAUGAUAGGACUUUUGAGUUUUUCCUAACCAUGAGACAUGCCUGGGUGAAACUCGGGGCCCUAACUGGUCAGGAAAAACUCUUGGCCCCUGGCAUGGAGAAUUAAGUGUCUUUUCCCCAGUGAUAGUCAAUUAGUGAAGCAGACUAGCAGUUAAAGAAACUGAUAACCAGCAGCUCUGAUUUUGAAGAGCACCAAUAGAAGGAAUGGAAUGAUUCACCCGCUUGUGAUCUCAAAUUAAAUAUGAUUUGUCACAUGCGCUGAAUACCACGGGUGUCAACUUCACAGUGAAAUGCUCAUCAGCCCUUCCAAACAAUGCAGUUAGAAAUAGUCCACAAGAAGAAUAAAAUACACAAGGAUAGAGAUCUAUUCGUGGUCCAUCACAAGACAUGGAUAGGCAUUUGUCACGGAUCUACUGGUGAGGAGACUUCUCUACCUGAAUAUAGGAUGUUUAAGUUGUAGACAGAAGUACACAAAACUAAAAAGUAAUGUAGCACUCCACAGAUAAGUCACCAAUCACAGCAAGUGGAAAUAGCCACUUUGAUUCCUUGAAAGAAGAAAAUAAUCUUUCCCGUCCAGAUUAUACUUUAAGUGAAUGGACAGUUGUUUUAUUAGUUAACCUGCACAGAGGAAGAGCAGAUACAUAUUGGUUUUGAUGAAGGUAAGCGCAGUUGUCUGCAAGAUUCUGGUUCCGGUCCCACUGAAAUAUUACAGGACCAGAGCGUGAUGAAAAUGGUCAUGUAAGAGACAUUUCAAUCAAAUCUGUAUGUUUCUUAAUGUAUUUUUAUUCAACAAAUGACAAACUCAGAUGAACAAAAUAGUUGUUUUCUAGCAGCUAGAAGUUUCUUGUAUUUUUUGGGGGAUGUUUUCUGUAUUGGGUUCCUUUUAAUUUAUAAAUAAAAUAUGACUAUUGCCUCACUU
This is a messenger RNA of Oncorhynchus mykiss (rainbow trout), 4872 nucleotides long. It is a transcript of the gene ciz1a, whose product is annotated as cdkn1a interacting zinc finger protein 1a. The record is from RefSeq and is a predicted model, not a curated record. Gene Ontology annotation, cellular component: nucleus. Lineage: Eukaryota; Metazoa; Chordata; Actinopteri; Salmoniformes; Salmonidae. Gene Ontology annotation, molecular function: zinc ion binding; nucleic acid binding.